GUCCUGAACCGCAAAGUCACCUAACCUCCCCCAUCCAGGCCCCACCCAUGGAGUCGAUUCAAUUCAACACGGUUUGCGGUAGUAUGCUGUAUGCCCGUCCUCCACUCCGCCGGCCUCUACAUAUAAGCGAGUCCCCCGUAGAGUCGACAGCCCACCACGCACACCCAGCAGGCCAGCUCCCAAAUCAUCCAACGACCGCUCGAACAACCGCGCCGCUCGCUCGCCAGCAAACUCCUUCCAACAGCACUUUCAAAUUCAAGGGUCCGGCCGGCCGGCCGUCGAUCGCGCGCGGCCUCCUCCUAAAUCAGCUAGCUACCUGGUCGAUAUCGAUCAAUAUACAUGCCAAGGCGCCCCUGAAGACUGAAGAAAGCACAGCUAGUGUAGCUCGAUCGAUGAUAAUGAGGAGGAGGGGCGGCGCCGUGGCAUCGGCGGCAUGGGUGGUUCUUGGCGUUGCCGUGGCAGCGGCUUCGGCAGCCUUAUUGUUGGCGGAUGCGGCGCACGACUACGAGGAGGCGCUGCGGAAGAGCCUCGUCUACUUCGAGGCGCAGCGGUCGGGCCGCCUGCCGCACGGCCAGCGCGUGGCCUGGCGCGACCACUCCGGCCUCACCGACGGCCUCGAGCAAGGGGUGGAUUUGGUGGGCGGAUACUACGAUGCCGGCGACCACGUCAAGUUCGGGCUCCCCAUGGCCUUCACGGUGACCAUGCUGUCCUGGAGCCUCCUCGAGUACGGCGCCGACGUGGCCGCCGCCGGCGAGCUCGCGCACGCGCUCGAGUCCAUCAAGUGGGGCACCGACUACUUCAUCAAGGCGCACACCCAGCCCGACGAGCUCUGGGCAGAGGUUGGUGACGGCGACACGGAUCACUACUGCUGGCAGCGGCCGGAGGACAUGACGACGUCGAGGCAGGCGUACAAGGUCGACCGCGACCGCCCCGGCUCCGACGUCGCCGGCGAGACCGCCGCCGCCCUGGCCGCCGCAUCCAUGGCGUUCCGGGACACCAACCCGCACUACGCCCACCUCCUCCUGCAUCACGCCCAGCAGCUGUUCGAGUUCGCUGACAAGUACAGAGGCAAGUACGACAGCAGCAUCGCGGAGGUGAAGAGCUACUACGCGUCCGUGAGCGGGUACCACGACGAGCUCCUGUGGGCCGCGCUCUGGCUCCACCGCGCCACGGGCCGGGCCUCCUACCUGGACUACGUGGUCGACAACGCGGACGCCUUCGGCGGCACGGGCUGGGCCAUAACCGAGUUCAGCUGGGACGUCAAGUACGCUGGCGUCCAGAUCCUGGCCACGAGGCUGCUUCUGUUACAAGGCGAGCACACGGAGCGGCAGAGGGAGACGCUGGAGGGGUACCGGGCCAAGGCGGAGCACUACGUGUGCGCGUGCAUGGGCAAGAAUAAUAACGAGAACAACAACGUGGAGCGGAGCCCCGGAGGGAUGCUGUACGUGCGGCAGUGGAACAACAUGCAGUACGUGACGAGCGCGGCCUUCCUGCUCUCCGUCUACUCCGGGUACCUCACCGAGGCCGGCGGCGGCAGCGAGAGCGUGGCGUGCGGCGGCGGCGUUAAUGGGGAGAAAGUGGGCGCGGAGGAAGUGUUUUCGGAGGCGAAAGCGCAGGUGGACUACGUGCUCGGGAGCAACCCGCGCGGGAUGAGCUACCUGGUCGGGUACGGGGCCAAGUACCCGACGCGGGUGCACCACCGGGCGGCGUCCAUCGUGCCGUACAAGGACGCCAAGGCCUUCAUCGGGUGCGCGCAGGGGUUCGACGACUGGUUCGGCCGCCGGAGCGCCAACCCCAACGUGGUGGUCGGGGCCAUCGUGGGCGGGCCGGACCGCAAGGACAGGUUCAGGGACGACAGGGACAACUACAUGCAGACGGAGGCAUGCACCUACAACACCGCCCCCAUGGUCGGCAUCUUCGCCAUGCUCCACAGGCUGCAACAAGAAGAGUCAUCGCCUUCUUCGGCGACGGCCACGCUGCAACCGGAGAACGGUGGCACAAGUAGUACUGCUACUGCCACUGGGUGAUGUGUAAAGAUUAUUAAUAGGUCGUAGGGACACAAAGGGGGGGAGCUGUACAAUUUUGACCCCCUUAUUCUUUUGUUCAUUUUUCUUCUUCUUUCUAUUCUAGAUAUGUGAAGGGCUCUCUUCGCAGCAAAUUGUUUGUAUGUAUACGAAGAGAAGAAAAGAAGAAAAAGGGGCGGAGGCAUUUGACAAGCAAAUGUAAAUUCCCUCCCCGUAAAUAUAAGAGGAAACAAAAUUAUAUUCAUUAGCUUA
Molecule: messenger RNA, 2276 nt
Organism: Brachypodium distachyon (stiff brome)
Lineage: Eukaryota; Viridiplantae; Streptophyta; Magnoliopsida; Poales; Poaceae
Product: endoglucanase 16
Exons: 4
Coding region: 48-2027 (659 amino acids)
Biological process (GO): carbohydrate metabolic process
Molecular function (GO): hydrolase activity, hydrolyzing O-glycosyl compounds
Source: RefSeq, a predicted model, not a curated record